Messenger RNA from Epinephelus moara (kelp grouper), 1036 nucleotides. RefSeq names its product chromosome 15 C8orf74 homolog (gene c15h8orf74). The record is from RefSeq and is a predicted model, not a curated record. The transcript has 5 exons. Bases 34 to 897 code for a protein of 287 amino acids. NCBI's taxonomy places the organism in Eukaryota, Metazoa, Chordata, Actinopteri, Perciformes, Serranidae.
AAUGGCAACCAAGCACUCUCUCGUAGUUUAUCAAUGAUGGAGUCCCUUACAGAAAGCGAAAUAGCACAGAUAGUGAGACAACAGAGAGAUGCAGGUGUGCAGAGGCUCAGCUGUCACUUCCUGUGGCCUGAGUUCUGUGAUGAGCGGCGGUGCUUCCACCAGGAGUUUGUGUAUGACGUUGCCAUGUUUGCAGCAGCCCGUGGCCUCUCAUGGCCUAACGUGAUCCGGGCAGCUGUGAUCGCCAAAGGCAUCUUCCCGCAGCUGGACGGUCUCAACGCAGCCAAAAUAUUGUCCUUGCUGAGAGAUGUGCUAUCUGAGUAUUUGCCAAACCUCACCUCUGUCCACCAACAUGAGUUCACCAAAUUCCUCACAGACAUUUGCAUCACCAGGCAGAGGCUUCUCCAGGCGGUGGUGGGUGGAGCUGCUGACAUGUCCAUCGCUCAGCUACACUUGGAGGUGCAGUUGCCGCCUACACCCUGUCCUCUAGCGCAGGGUACAGAUCUGCAUGUGUGGGAGCAUCAGCGUCGACAAGCUGAGCUCGCCUCAGUGUUGCAACAGAAGGAGGAGAAGCUGCAGAGUCUCAGAGAAGGGUCAAGGGUCACUGUGGGGGAGGUUGAUGUUCCUGAAGAUGAGCAACUGGACCAACAGGGUGUUGCAGCGUUGGUUCGUGCAGCAGUGAAGGCAACAGAAGGCCAGAUGCUGGAGAGUCUGAACCAAGAGGCUUCUCUGCUCAGUGACAUCCUGCAGCUGAAACUGCAGCAGGCAGCACUGGCCACCGGAAGGCUCCACUGUCCUGUUCUUUCCAACACAAGUCACACUGACUUACAUUCAAAUGCAAGAAAGGCAAAGCAACACACAGCAAGGACAGGACAGAGAGAGUCUGGGAAUGCAGGAUAAGGCCUAAUAUUUAUGAAAUUGAAUUUUAUACUUGUUAAGGACCUGCAGACGACCUGUUUAAAAGCAUUAAUUGUCAGGUUAAUCGUCAAAUACAACAAGGCAAGACUCCUCAACCUGGUUUAUGACCACGUGCACGCAC